Molecule: messenger RNA, 2262 nt
Organism: Baudoinia panamericana UAMH 10762
Lineage: Eukaryota; Fungi; Ascomycota; Dothideomycetes; Mycosphaerellales; Teratosphaeriaceae
Exons: 1
Coding region: 199-1962 (587 amino acids)
Molecular function (GO): metal ion binding
Source: RefSeq, a predicted model, not a curated record
UGUCAUCUGAUCCGAGAUGUCUGAAGCAAGCAACACGUUUCUGGAGUAUAAUAUACCUUUGCUUGCUAUGGCAGCAGGCCUCUCACACGUAUCAGCUCGCACUUUCCACCUUCUCCUGACCUGCUGUAGCAGCCAUCCACAGCCUGAUUAAGUCAGACAAUAACCUUAUAGCACCACCACUUUCCCGUCAAAACAGAAAUGUCAGGGGUUAACACACGUACAGCACAUUUCUCGGCAUCUCAAGAACCGUCCCGAAUGGCUCCGCAACGAAAGCAAGCUCGAUUGACCUACUUCAUCUCACGCGAUAAUGGCACGACUGUGCCUCUCAUUCCGGCAGACGAGCUGCCUUUCAACAUCCGUCUCCAGGGAGUUCCACGAAUUCUGCGCUUCGAGGAGACGGUGGGAAUGCAGCAUGUCGGCUUCGCGCCGCAUACUGGCUCAACAUAUGUUCUGGAGCGUGAGAUUCACCUCGGCGCGCCGGGUCCAGGAGCGAUGACGGGUACUUCCAGCCGGCCUCGGUCAUCCUCCAGCCUGUAUGGUCAAGAUCAUGUACGGCCAAAGUACCUCGCUCCAGACGCCUACGCACGUCAGGCUCUUGCUGAAGCCGUGAACACUGCAACAUUUCAAGCAGCCACACCUCAACGUCAGCUUUCCGCCCAUGAAACGGCCACCAACUGGCGCAACGCAUCUAACCCACCGGCUGCAAAAGAGCCCCUUGACACAGCCCUUCCGACUUCACGCACCGUCCCAGGCGACAGAACCCAGUCCGUCAUCGAUGCCAUCCUUGCUACAACCACCGGCGCCGCAUCAGCCGCCCGUCUCGGCUAUACACAACACCUCACUCCAACCCCCACCCCACCCUCCGGAUUUCUUCCAGACCAAGACAGGAAAGAGUACUGCACCUACUGGAUCCGACAUGGUGAAUGCGACUUCAUGCAGCAGGGAUGCAUGUUCAAGCAUGAAAUGCCGGACAAGGCGACGUUGGAGCGGAUUGGGAUACGGUGUGUGCCACGAUGGUGGGCGGAGAAGCAGAGUGUUCUCAAGCGGGGCGUGAUUGGUGGCACCGGCAAAGAUUUUCAGAGCACCGGCGGAUUUGGUGCACUUGUCAAGGGUUCUGCGUGGCUGAAGCGAGAUGUCAAGGAGAAUGACAAGGUGGAGAACAGGUCGGCGAGUGGUGAAGCAACGGCGAGAGUAAGUGACAGCGACAGCGACAGUUCGGCCGCGGACUCUGUCAUCACGGGAGGCAACAAGGCAACUUUGAGUGCCGCUCGCAAGUUCAGCAUUGCGCAGAAGCCGGCAAUUACUCGCAAAGCAGCAGACGUUUCGGAGGCGGCGAGCACCAAGCCUGCUGACAUCGAGGCUAACAAGCGUACUUCAUCACCACCAGCCACCAACAUGCGCAAGGCGUCUACUUGCAGCGACUUGAUCGACCUUGCUGUUCCCUUGCUGCCAACACCGGCCUCCACCACGCCGUCCACCCCAUCCGAGCAGUCACUAGCAUCGUUCCCUCUGGCCAGCAAGCAAAACGCAGGCGAGACGCUAACCUCGACGGCAACGGGACCCAAUGACGGCAGCAAGGGAGACAGGAAGUGUAGCACCGCGCGCCGCAACGAGGACACCGUCACCGACACGACAAGCAAGGCUCGCGUCUUCGUUCCAAAGGGCGAGUCACCCGAAUCUCAUAUUCCCGAAGCUCGCAAGCGCGAAUAUGCUCGUAGCGGUGCUAUCUCUCACUCGCGCAAAGGUGCAACUGCAACGUAUGGCGAGCACGCUCGUGUUGAGGGCAUUCAAGCAACGGAUUCCAAACUCAGCGCAGCAAUUGUCAUGGACGAAGGACUCAUGGCUUCUCGUCAUGCGCCGAGAGCAGGAGACAAUGUUAUUAAUGGCAAGCGAAGUAUGAGGGCGAGCGAUCGGCCAAGACGUCCGGCGGUGACUAGCAAGGCGGUCGUUGCAAAGGCUUAACCCUCUCGAGGCGGGUGAUGGCUAUGGGUGAGGAUCCUCAACAGGCGAAAGUGUGUUGAUGGAAAUUGUACGCUUUGUACGACUAGCAUUGGUGUGCUCACUUGGCAGGUUGGUUCAGUACGAAGCACUCUAUGAUUACUGUGGUGCCUUCGUGCUGUGCGGCAGCUGUGAACUUUGGUAGAUGCUUACUACACGUCCAAAGGUUGUAGGGACGCGAGGCAUAUCAAUGCUCAAAAGACCAUAAGCUUUCUGCUUUAGCGUGAAAGAUGCAGUUCACAAAUCAGCAUUACCACCUGAUCG